Molecule: messenger RNA, 5262 nt
Organism: Amphibalanus amphitrite
Lineage: Eukaryota; Metazoa; Arthropoda; Thecostraca; Balanomorpha; Balanidae
Product: anoctamin-7-like
Exons: 24
Coding region: 308-4207 (1299 amino acids)
Biological process (GO): chloride transmembrane transport
Cellular component (GO): plasma membrane
Molecular function (GO): protein dimerization activity; chloride channel activity
Source: RefSeq, a predicted model, not a curated record
UGUGAUCGUCAAAGGAAUUUUGAGUAGACUGUGCUUUCUUUUUCGCUUUAGGAUAUGAAACUGGUGCUUAUGGCGGUUGAACUUUGCAGUUUAAUGCAUUUAAAUAGCUUUAUUACUAAAUGUGCCAUUAAUGGGGAAAAAUACAGCAACGAUGUGCGUUUGAAUGACGCAGUGGUGGAGAAAAGAGUCAGGAUGCUAACGUCCACAGGGCAGCCAAGAUAUCAUAUCUCUGCUGCUAUCCUCUGCAUAAGUUUUAUUAAGAAGUCGGAUUAUAUGUAACAUACAGGUGUGACAGCACUGAGACGUCAUGAGCCGUUCAGAGAAAUACGAACUGGGCGCGGUCGACUCCAAGACCAAGAAGAAAAAGUACGGCUCACUGGACCAGGGUGUGAGCUCUUCGCUAACGCACAUCAUCACCAAUGACUCGCUCGAGGCGGUGCCCGAUGACGGGACCACAGAGCAGACUAGCCUGCUGGAGCCGCCGCAGCCGGGCACCAGCGCCUCCAGCUACGCGCAGAACGUGCAGAACGUCUCUGAGCUCGGCCUGGCCCCAGACGGCGCGGCGCCCUCCUUUGAAGCCGUCACUAUCACCAUGCCGGAGGAGGAGGAAGGGCUGGAGGAAGGUGACCAGAUGACCGCAGCCGCCGACUCAUCUGACCAAGUUCCUCUCCUGGACCCCUCGCCCUCACCGCUGGAUGUCAGGCGGUCCAGCAGCGCUUCCCCUAGGAGAUCCUCCCUGCUGGUCAGGUCGCUGCGCUCCAUCGCCAGCUUUCGGAAGAAGCGGAGGAGUCAGACAGGACUGGAGGGCAGUGUGGAGCAAAUGAAUCCCGCUGCUGCCGCCGCAUCUUCUGCCUCUCGAGAUCCUCUCCUGGAUACCUCUCAGGGGCGUCUCCUGGGUGCCUCUCAGGAUGCACUCCUGGAUACACCUCAGGAUCCUCCCCUGAAUCCGUCGGCUCUAGCAGUGGAGCGAAACAGCCUGAUGCCUCAACCCUUUGGCAGUGCUGUGAUUCAACCUAUCCCAGAAUUCCAGGGGUACCAACAAGAACAGCCGGAAGAGCAGGGACUUGAAGAGCAGCAGGCGGCCUUCCCUGCUGAGCCGUCACCCUCCCAGGAUCCUCUCCAGACCGCCUCCCCGCCUGAGUCUGAGCGGCUCAGUCUGCUGCCCCAUCCCUCCAGCAGUGCCUCUUCAAGACGACCUUCGAGAGUCACUAGGUCCUACCAGGCCAUCCAGAUAAUCCGAGAUGAGCCAGAACAGCCGGUGGAGCAGCGAGGCUCCAUCACGGGCUGGCUGCAGAGGAAACUCUCCGGACAGCGGCAGGGCAGCGUGGAGGAUCUGGCGACGUUCGCGUUCGACCCGGCCAGCAGCGGUGAUCCGGAGGCGGCGAUGCUGGCGGCGGCGCAGCAGCAGGCCCGACACAAACCUCUGGCUAUGGACGCGUCUCUGACUGGAGCCGAGAGAUUUACCGCCCUCCUCACCGCCGAUCCUGAGAACCAAAACAAUGAGUACCACAUCGAGCGACGGAAGGACGCGCAGCUGCCGGCUGAGAUCGACAGCUGCUUCUUCCGGGACGGUAAGCGUCGGAUCGACUACAUCCUGGUGUACGAGGACACCACCAUCCAGGGGAAGGUGCGCGGCAGGCUGGCCGAAAAACGCUUCCUCAAACAGGAGGCAUGGCGCGGCCGGUUCAGGGCCAACCUUCGCAAGGCCGGCCUUCAGAUGGAGGAGGAAAUCGUUCCCGGUCCGAAGAAAACCAUUUAUUUUAUCAAGCUGCACGCGCCGUGGGACGUGCUCUGCACCUGGGCAGAGGAGCUGAAGAUGCGGGCACCUCUUCAGCCACUCUUCCACAUGGUCCGGGAGCGAAUCACGCCGAGAAAGUCGAUCGGGCCUCAGUACCUGGAUGGCUUCCUUGACUCCGUCACCAGAAUGAACGUGGAAGACCAGCUUCAGAUGAGCGCCACCCAGAUGAGCCCCAAAAUGGAACUAUUCAUCGCCCGCAUAGUCAGACCGAACAUGCCGCACAACUGGUCCGAGUGGGUGCUCAAGAAGCUGCACAUCCCCAACGUCAUGCAGCAAGACGUCCCCAACAAGCCGGUCGAGUAUUUCACCUGUCCCUUCAAGAAGGCCAAGCUAGACAAGUUUCUGGGCAGCGAGGACCAGGACAACUACUUCUCCACCGGUCAGCGGAUCCGGAUCGUCUACGAGAUCCUGGCCACGUCCGUGUUCGGCAAACGGAAGCAGGGCGAAGUGGGCAUCGAGCGUCUGGUGGACGAGGGCACCUACAACGCCGCCUUUCCGCUGCAUGACGGCGACUUCAAGGUCCCUAAGGACCCGGACCUCGACCACAGCCGCCUGAACGCCCGUCAAAUACUGCACGAGUACUGGGGGCGGUACUCGCGGUGGUACAAGUACCAGCCGCUCGACCAUAUCCGAGAGUACUUUGGCGAGAAGAUCGGCAUCUACUUCGCCUGGCUAGGUUUUUACACUGGCUGGCUGCUGCCUGCCGCUGUGAUAGGGUUACUGGUGUUUAUGUACGGUGUCAUCACCAUAAAUCGAAACGAUGUGGCGAACGAAAUAUGUGAUAACCCAGGCCAGUUCAAGAUGUGUCCACUGUGUGAUUACUGCAACUACUGGUACUUGGACACCAUCUGCGCCUACGCCAAGAUCGCCUACCUGUUCGACCACCCGGGAACUGUGUUCUACAGCGUGUUCGUCUCGUUCUGGGCGGUGACGUUCCUCGAGUACUGGAAGCGCAAGUGUGCCACGCUCUCCCACCACUGGGACUGCAUGGACUACCAGGAGGAGGAGGAACGGCCGCGGCCCGACUUCGCCGCGCGCGCACCCGCCUACGGCAAGAACCCCAUCACGGGCCAGCGCGAGCCCACCUUCCCCCACGGCGUGAGGUUGAAGCGGAUCGCUGCCGGCGCCGGCAUCAUCGUGCUCAUGAUGUCACUGGUAAUCAUCUUCAUUGUGGCCGUCAUCAUCUACCGGGUGCUGGUCUCGAUCCCGCUCUUCCAGAACCCGACGUUCCGCUCGCAGGCGCAGGCCAUCAGCUCGCUAUCGGGCGCCAUCGUCAACUUGAUCCUCAUCAUGUGCAUGGGCCGCGUGUACGAGAAGCUCGCCUACCGGCUCACCGUCUGGGAGAUGCAUCGGACCCAGAGCGAGUUUGAGGAUAACCUGACAUUCAAAGUGUUUGUCUUCCAAUUCAUCAACUUUUAUUCGUCCAUCUUCUACAUCGCCUUUUUCAAGGGUCGCUUCGUGGGCUACCCGGGCCACUACAACCAUAUCCUCGGGCUGCGAAACGAAGACUGCGCCGCGGGCGGCUGCCUGGUGGAGUUGGCACAGCAGUUGGCGGUCAUCAUGAUCGGCAAACAGAUGGUCAACAACGCCCAGGAGAUCAUCCUGCCCAAGCUGAAGGCCUUCUGGCAGAACCGCGGCGUCAAGGGCAUGAGCGGCGCGUGCAGCAAGACCCGCUGGGAGGAGGACUACCAGCUCAUCGACUCCGAGGGCCUCUUCCAGGAGUACCUGGAAAUGGUGCUUCAGUUCGGCUUCAUCACCAUUUUCGUGGCGGCGUUCCCGCUGGCGCCGCUGUUCGCGCUGCUCAACAACUGGGUGGAGAUCCGGCUGGACGCGCAAAAGUUCCUCUGCGAGACGCGCCGGCCGGUCCCCGAGCGGUGCGCCAACAUCGGCAUCUGGUUCACCAUCCUCGAGACGCUGGCCCACCUUGCCGUCAUCAGCAAUGCCUUCUUGAUUGCCUUCACGUCUGAGUUCCUGCCCAAGAUGCUGUAUCAGUACGAGAUGCACUGGCACCUGGAGGGCUACGUCAACUUCACCAUGGCGUACGCACCCAACAGCUCGGACCCCGACGUCAAGGGCGACUGCAGGUACCGAGGCUUCCGAGACGAGAACGGCAAGUUCACCACCUUCUACUGGCGGCUGCUGGCCGUGCGUCUCGGCUUCGUCAUCCUCUUCGAGCACGUCGUCUUCUUCAUCUGCAAGAUGAUCGACUUGGUGGUGCCGGACGUUCCCGAGAGCCUCAACAUGAAGAUCAAGCGGGAGCGCUACUUGGCCAAACAGGCGCUGGCGGAUGCGAGCGCUAUAGGAACGGGCGGCGGAGACGAGGAGAAGGACGAGCUGACAGAGCCGCCGGCCGACACCCUCGUCUACCUGCCCGGCCAGGCGGAGGACGGCGUGCGCACCGCGUUAUGACGAAUGGACAACGGGCAGCCGCCCUCCUGACAUCGCGAAACGCUCGUCUGACCCUGGGCCGGGCCGGCCGGGCGCCCCUGCCGCCGGGCCUGGGUGCGCCCCUGCCGCCGCCCGGUCAGCCGGUCGCGACCCUGCCCGGCGGCGUUUUAUGCCGUGGCGGCCCGGCCGACCCUUCCGCCCGGGUCAGGAGCACCUCGCUGCCUUGCGCCGCUCGGACGGCUGGCUGAGAGGCCGUAAUAUUGCUGAACUGUGUUGGACCUGUAGUGCGUGUGUGCCCGCCAGGAUCUUUUGCAGAUGGCACUGGUGAAGCGAUAUCAUUGGGCCAUUGUUCCGGCUAGGCUGCUUCCGCCAGGGCCACUUGUGUCGUAUCGAGAGGUAUUGUUGUGUAUUGUGCCAGAAAGACUGGCUUCGUUACCCGGAUAUUCCGGAGAGUGCAGUGGUUGAGGACAGUGUGACUCUUUGCCACCAAUUUAUUUUUAUCGAUACAUUCCAUGAACUACGAUUUUCAGUUGGAGAUUAGGUGUAUCAUGCUUUAACAUUCUGUUAAAAUCAGGGAUAAUGUGUGACUAGCGUCAUCGGAGUGCUGUGUUUAAGUGCUUUAACUAUUUUGUGUUGGUUUGUUUUUAGUCCUGAAUGAGAUUUAAUGAUGAUAGGUAUUAGUUUGGAAUUUGGUAACAUCCGCUCAGCCGUUGGGAUUUUUGUUUGUUUUUAUUGAUCGUUAUCUAAAUAUCUAUGGAAUGUAAAUCGUGCCUACACUAGAAAGAAAACCCGCAAGACAAUGAUAGCAGCUUAACCUUAUGCUUAUUGCUGUAUCAGGUUUUCAAGGAUUUGCUGAUCGUCUUGGUACAACAUCCGAAUAUCACUUAAUCAAAGGAUUUAUGAUAUCAACAGUGCUUAUAGGUCGUACUUGUGCGAUAAUUCGGUACGUUUGAUUCAAUGGUAGCCUCAUCAGCAGUGUUUUUGCCGUCCAAUAUCGUCCGACUUAUGUAGAUCUGAAGAUAGCGUUGUUGUGAAGAUAAAUGACAUGAAUAUGAAUGCAGCUACACUUUUGUUAA